AUGGCUGACCACAUCCGCAAGACUUUCCAGCAGUGCAAGAAGGAGCAGAGGCCCGCUCUUGUCACCUAUGUGACGGCUGGCUACCCUACACCGCAGGAGGCUCCUGAUGUCCUGCUGGCUAUGGAAGCUGGUGGUGCCGAUGUCAUUGAACUCGGCAUGCCCUUCACCGACCCUAUUGCCGAUGGCCCUACUAUUCAAAAGGCCAACACCGUUGCUCUCAAGCAUGGAGUGAACACCUCGCAGGUUCUCCAGAUGGUUCGGGAUGCCAGAGCUCGCGGUCUUCGUGCUCCUGUCAUGCUUAUGGGUUACUACAACCCGCUUCUCAGCUACGGCGAGGAGAAGAUGCUCCAGGAUGCGAAGGAGGCUGGUGUGAAUGGCUUCAUUAUCGUCGACCUUCCUCCUGAGGAGGCCGUCCGCUUCCGCAACUUCUGCUCCAGCUACGGGCUCUCGUACAUUCCUCUCAUCGCCCCCGCCACCUCCGACGCCCGCAUGCGCGUGCUGUGCAAGAUUGCCGACUCAUUCAUCUACGUCGUCUCGCGUAUGGGCGUCACUGGCGCUACGGGAACCCUGAACGCUGCUCUUCCUGAACUUCUGGCUCGCGUUCACAAAUACUCUGGAAAUGUUCCUGCCGCCGUCGGUUUCGGUGUCAGCACAAGGGAUCACUUCGAGAGUGUUGGAAAACUCUCCGAGGGUGUUGUCAUUGGCUCCCAGAUCAUCAACGUUCUUGCUGCUGCUGCUCCCGGCGAGGGCGCAAAGAAGGUCCAGGAAUACUGCAGCUCUAUCACCGGUCGCUCGCCUGGUCAAAACAGUACCACUCGCGAGGUCGGCAUUGUCGAAGCUCUUGGAGAGGCGAGGGAGCCGGAGGGCGUCCAUGUCGACAAGGUUAUCAAGGACGGCGAUGUCCCCGACGGACCCGGGCUUGCUGAUCAGAUUGAGGCUCUCAACGUCGAAACCGCCUCGAAUCCCCACGCUCUUCCGGCAAGGUUUGGCGAAUUCGGCGGCCAGUAUGUUCCCGAAUCGCUCAUGGACUGUCUUGAGGAGCUGGAGAGGGGGUUCAACGAAGCGAAGAACGAUCCCAAAUUCUGGGAAGAAUACCGGUCCUACUACGACUGGAUGGGCCGUCCAGGCCACCUGCAUUUGGCUAAUCGGUUGACCGAGCACGCUGGAGGCGCCAAUAUCUGGUUGAAGCGGGAGGAUCUCAAUCAUACCGGAAGCCACAAGAUCAACAACGCGCUUGGCCAGAUUCUGGUGGCCCGCCGACUGGGCAAGACCGAGAUUAUUGCUGAGACCGGUGCCGGCCAGCACGGCGUUGCAACCGCGACUGUCUGCGCCAAAUUCAACAUGAAGUGUACUAUUUACAUGGGUGCAGAGGAUGUCAGGCGUCAGGCAUUGAACGUCUUCCGCAUCAAGCUUCUUGGCGCUCAGGUCGUCGCGGUCGAGGCUGGUGCCAGGACUCUCCGGGAUGCGGUCAACGAGGCUAUGCGCGCCUGGGUGGUCAACCUCUCUUCUACGCACUACAUCAUUGGCUCUGCCAUUGGCCCCCACCCCUUCCCUACCAUUGUUCGUACAUUCCAGUCCGUGAUCGGCAAUGAGACCAAGGAGCAGAUGAUGGAGCAGCGCGGCAAGCUCCCUGACGCCGUUGUCGCCUGCGUCGGUGGUGGUAGCAAUGCGGUUGGCAUGUUCUACCCGUUCGCCAAUGACCCCAGCGUCAAGCUCUUGGGUGUCGAGGCUGGUGGAGAUGGUGUGGAUACCGCCAGGCACAGUGCUACCCUGACCGGUGGUACCAAGGGUGUCUUGCACGGUGUUCGCACAUACAUCUUGCAGGACAAGCACGGCCAGGUCAGCGAAACCCAUUCCGUGUCCGCUGGUCUCGACUACCCCGGCGUUGGACCCGAGCUCUCGUCCUGGAAGGACUCUGAGAGGGCCAAGUUCAUCGCGGCUACGGACGCCGAGGCCUUCAUUGGCUUCCGCCUCAUUUCGCAGCUCGAGGGCAUCAUUCCCGCUCUCGAGUCGGCGCACGCCAUCUACGGAGCCAUUGAGCUGGCCAAGACGAUGGAGAAGGACCAGGACGUUGUCAUCUGCCUUAGUGGCCGUGGCGACAAGGACGUCCAGAGCGUCGCGGAGGAGCUGCCCAAGCUGGGUCCUCAGAUUGGCUGGGACCUGAGGUUCUAA
Molecule: messenger RNA, 2172 nt
Organism: Diplodia corticola
Lineage: Eukaryota; Fungi; Ascomycota; Dothideomycetes; Botryosphaeriales; Botryosphaeriaceae
Product: tryptophan synthase
Exons: 6
Coding region: 1-2172 (723 amino acids)
Biological process (GO): L-tryptophan biosynthetic process
Cellular component (GO): cytoplasm
Molecular function (GO): tryptophan synthase activity
Source: RefSeq, a predicted model, not a curated record